Molecule: messenger RNA, 2198 nt
Organism: Pseudophryne corroboree (corroboree frog)
Lineage: Eukaryota; Metazoa; Chordata; Amphibia; Anura; Myobatrachidae
Product: gastrula zinc finger protein XlCGF57.1-like
Exons: 5
Coding region: 191-1951 (586 amino acids)
Source: RefSeq, a predicted model, not a curated record
UGUGAAGAAGACAUCUGGUGUGUGUGAGACACCCAGCAGCCAUCCCCGUGUGUCAGGAGGACUGAGCAGGUCCCAGAGCCCUAUCACGGUGCCUCCACCUCACUCACUGAUACAUGAGAGACACAGUGACCAGAAGAUCCAGGAACUCACCAACAAGAUCAUUCAGGACGGGCAGUAUAUAGAGGAACACAUGGGUCUGUACAAGGACAUGAUGAUGGAGAAUCACCGGCCCCUCACAUCACUAGAUGGGCCCAGUAACAGAGAUACCCCAGAGAGAUGUCCCCGUCCUCUGUAUUCCCAGGAUUGUACAGAGGAGAAUCACAGGAUCCCACAGGAGGAUCAGGAUGAAUGUCUCACUGACAUUAUGAUAGAAGAUACAGAGGGAGAAGAAGAGACGUAUGUGACUGAUAUAAAGGCAGAAGAUAUAGAGGGAGAAAAAGAGACGUAUGUGACUGAUAUAAAGGCAGAAGAUAUAGAGGGAGAAGAAGAGACGUAUGUGACUGAUAUAAAGGCAGAAGAUACAGAGGGAAAAGAAGACACGUAUGUGACUGAUAUAAAGGCAGAAGAUUCAGAGGGAGAAGAAGACACGUAUGUGACUGAUAUAAAGGCAGAAGAUAUAGAGGGAGAAGAGACGUAUGUGACUGAUAUAAAGGCAGAAGAUAUAGAGGGAGAAGAAGAGACGUAUGUGACUGAUAUAAAGGCAGAAGAUAUAGAGGGAGAAGAAGAGACGUAUGUGAGGGGUGAUCAGCAGUGUAAGGAGGAGGAGAUCCCUACAGAUAUCGGCAAAGAUGGACAGACAAGCAGGAAUAUCUCAGAAGGACAUCUAAUGUUAUCCCCGGAUUGUGACAUAAAUGAUAAUGACAGUAGACAGGAUUCUCCAGGAGAUAACCCCAUUACCCCAAUUAUACAUCCAGCUCUAUCAGCUGAUCCCUCUGAUCCUGGGAAAUGUUCUCCUGAUCACUCUGAUAUUGGUGCAUCUGUUACAGCUCUGACAGUAGAUAUGGAGUUUCCCUGUUCUAUAGAUGCCAAAUGUUUUAUACAGAACACAAAGCUUAUUAUCCAUCAGCCAGCUAAGGCAGGUGAGAAGCCAUUUCCAUGUUCUGAGUGUGAGAAAUGUUUUACACAGAAAUCAGAUCUUGUUAAACAUCAGAGAAGUCACACCGGUGAGAGACCAUUUUUUUGCUCUGAGUGUGGGAAAUGUUUUAUCCAGAAAUCACAUCUUGUUACACAUCAGCGAAGUCACACGGGUGAGAGGCCAUUUCCAUGUUCUGAGUGUGGGAAAUGUUUUGCACGGAAAUCACAUCUUGUUGCACGUCAGCAAAGUCACAAAGAUGAGAAGCCAUUUCCAUGUUCUGAGUGUUGGAAAUGUUUUACACGGAUAUCACAUCUUGUUACACAUCAGAGAAGUCACACAGGUGAGAAACCAUUUUCUUGCUCCGAGUGCGGGAAAUGUUUUACACAGAAAUCACAUCUUGUUAAGCAUCAGCGAAGUCACACAGGUGAGAAUACAUUUCCAUGUUCUGAGUGUGGGAAAUGUUUUACACAGAAAUCAGAUCUUAUUAAACAUCAGAAAACUCACACAGGUGAGAAGCCAUUUCCAUGUUCUGAGUGUGGGAAAUGUUUUGCACGCAAAGCAGAUCUUGUUAAACAUCAGAGAACUCACACAGGUGAGAAGCCAUUUUCUUGCUCUGAAUGCGGGAAAUGUUUUACACAGAAAUCAAAUCUUGUUAAACAUCAGCGAAGUCACACAGGUGAGAAUCCAUUUCCAUGUUCUGAGUGUGGAAAAUGUUUUGCAUACAAAUCAGAUCUUGUUAAACAUCAGAGAAGUCACACAGGUGAGAAGCCAUUUUCUUGCUCUGAGUGUGGGAAAUGUUUUACCUGGAAAUCACAACUUUAUACACAUCUUCGAAGUCACACAGGUGAGAAGCCAUUUCCAUACUCUGAGAAGUAAAUCAGCUCUUGUAGACAUCAGUCAGGUGAGAAACCAUUUUAAUCUUCUGGGGUAUACUUAUUGCCAUAUGAUGUUCUUCAAGAUUCUUAUCCUAUCUCCUAUGCUUUUUGCAAUAUACAUGCUACCGCAUGGUGAAAUAAUCAGACGUCAUGUACUCAUCUACCACUGCUAUGAAGAUGAUCUGUCUUUUGCUCAGGGUACUGAGAACCCAGUACCAAUCCUAAAUGGUUGUCUAGUUGAGCUCCAG